ACAAUGGAGAAAAUACUAAAAAUUAAGAAAAACUCUGGAAUGAGUAGGUGUGUCCAAACUUUUGACUGGUGCUGUAUGUGGUAAGUGUCCAUGUUCAAACCUGUCUGAUCUGUGCUGAUACCCUCCCUGAACAUAAACUUUUACAAACAUGAAUAUUCACAAGGUGGAACAACGCAAUGUCCACUGCAAUCUCUACACUGACUGUACUACAGUGCUGUGUGCGUGUGUUUUGUUUCCAUUCCAUGUUAGAUAAUGUAUACACUGAAUUGGACAAACUUGUUAAACAGGUUUUUCUUUUUACAUUAUAACACAGAGAAGGAGUGAUGGCAUCACUCACUCACUCCUAACACUUCAGACUGGGAGUAACUCAAGUUUGAACCGUCACUGUUCACGACUCUUUGCAUACGUGGUAGGACCACCAAUGGAGUUUGCCUGUGGGUUUGUUUAUGUCCCUCCAUCAACCUAUCAGAGGGAAGUCCACACGAAACCACAAAUUGCAGUUAAACGUUCAGCUCUCCUUCCUCCCCCAAACAGAAUCCGUCCCCGCAGUCCUCCCCCUCCUCCUCCAGCACAACUACAAAAACAACAACACCACUCUCCAGAACAGAGAAUCACUGAGAAAUGUUUUAAAAAUGCUCUGCUCCCCCCAUUCAUGCGAUCUCAAUCGCCUGCUUGCGUCCAGCCAAUCCCAGGCCCACCUUCCCUUCUCCCUUCCAAUAGCCAGAGGCUGACCUAUGACCUUCCACAGAAGGAGCCAGACAUUGGGAGUCAUCCAUGGGAUCCAGACUACUCAUACAAUAUCCCAGAAGGCAGUGGGGAAGAGAUGAAGCAUCCAAACACCACCGGCAGCUGUGGAUCUGCACAGAAGUCAGCUCCAGCCUUGCCACCAAGACCUUCCUUUAUGAAGUCCUGUCCAGAAUACCUAGUUCUGUUGCCUGAUUCUUUCUCCUCCUCAAAGUCCUCCUCUUCAUCCUCCAGAUCAAGGGAACCAUUGGUGGGGAAUCCAAAUGUGAUCCUAGUCAGUUUGGGGGAGCUGAUAUCAGAGGAAAACGCGUUCACCAUAGAGGGAGAGCCCACCUGCUGCUCCCAGUGUGGCUCUGUGCUGGACUCCUUCUAUGACAAUGUGGUGAAUGUCUGUUAUUUUUGCCAGUCAUCAUUGGAACCACCUACCUCCUCAUCUUCCACCUGUCUCGGUUGCCGGGACAGUGUCUUCCUGUUGACCCCUGGUGACAAGGCCCUGGCCCUUACAGACACCCUGCUCCUGUUCUGUAUCGACAUCUCAGCGUCCAUGAGUAUCACCUCCCAGGUGUUGGAAGGAAAACAGCCAAUCUACAGGUCACGUCUUCAGUUUGUUCAGGAAGCAGUGUUACAGAGUGUUCGGAAGCUGAGUGAAACACAACCACACAUGCGAGUGGGACUCAUCACGUUCAACAAUCAGGUGACUCUGCAUGGAUAUGACGAGUUCACCUCGCGUUUCUUGCGGGGUGCGGAGUUGAUUGACAGUGAAUACCUUAAGGAAGCAGCGUUCAGCUUCCCCAGCCCACAACCCCUCUCCAGGACCAGGGACUGUCUACAGAGAGAGAUUCUAGGAUUGUCUGAGAGUGGUGCCACGGCUUUAGGUCCUGCUUCUCUUGUAGCCAUAGCGAUGGCUUCUCGGCAACCAGGGUCAAAGGUGAUCAUCUGCACAGAUGGAAAGGCCAACACAGACCUGGGGAAUCUGGAGGUGGAGGGCAUUGAUGCUCGACCUUGCCUCUCCUCCACUAUCUUCUACCACGACCUGGGGGAGUACGCUGCUAGCCAGGGGGUGACGGUAUCAGUGUUGGCUAUCGAGGGGACAGACUGCAGACUUGAUGAGCUGGGGAGACUAGCAGACUGCACAAGCGGAAAGGUGGUGAUAGCAAGUCCACAUGAACUAUACACUGAAUUUGAGGAGAUUAUUGAGAACAGGACGAUAGCGACACACUGUAGUGUCACUUUGCUGCUCCCCACAACACUGUGUGUGAAAGGAGAGAGGGAGGCUGGGAACAGGGUGACCAGAGAGGUGGGCAAUGUGGCAUCAGACACAGAAAUCACCUUUCAAUUUGGAGCGAGGGAACACAGCUCACAGGGAGAGGUGUCAGCCCCAGUGGCAGGUGGCCGUGUGUCUGUUCAGCUGCAGCUGAGAUACAGACAGGAGGAUGGACACAGUAUGCUCAGAGUGCUGACGGCUGAUAAAGAGGUGACGGAUGACAGCUCAGUGGUCCUCUCCUCUCUGUUUCUAGCUAUAAUUCAGCUCAACUCAUCCCAGGCCAGCGCCGCUCUAGCUGUCAGGGGCCGCUUCCAAGACGCAAAGAGUGAGGGGGAGACACAGAGGGAACUGAUGGAGAGAGCCCUGGAGUAUGAUAGAAGUGCAGAAGACAAACUGAUUUAUUCAAAAUGGCUUAAAACCAUGGACCCUAUACACAACAGCCUACAAAACUACACAAGGAGACAAUCCAUACGUUCUGAUACACUGCAGUCUCUAACAGACAUGGGUGCUGCACUGCUGUACAGCAUGAAGAACAGCAACAGGUCUAUUUCACUGAAGGAAAAGCACCAACACUGAUUGGUGGCUACUGACUAUGCCUGAUAUCCUUGGAAGUUAUUCAAGUCCUACCGACUUCUGGGGAGGCCUAUUUAUACACAAAUCUGACUAAUUCAUGUAUCUAACAAAAAAUUCUACAUCUGGAAAUAUAUGAUUUAAAAUAGCAUUAACUGUCGAUAUUGUACUUGUUCAUCCUAUUUGUAAAUAGAAUGUUCUUAUCUAUGCACACUGUCAGAACGUCAUGUCAGAACUGCGAUGGCACAUAGCAAGUGAAAUGGGUUUGUACCUGCAGUGCCUUCAGAAUGUAGUCAUACCCCUUGACUUAUUCCACAAUUUGUUGUGUUACAGGCUGCACUCAAAAUGUAUUCAUCUACACACAAUACCCCAUAAUGACAAACUGAAAACAUGUUCUUAGAAAAUGUUGCAGAUGUCUUGAAAUUGAAAUAAAUAAAUAUCUCAUUUACAUAAGUAUUCACACCCCUGAGUCAAUACUUUGUGGAAGCCCCUUUGGCAGCAAUUACAGCUGUGAAUCUUUCUGGGUAAGUCUCUUAAGAGCUUUCCAUACCUGGAUUGCGCAACAUUUGCCCACUAUUCUUUUCAAAAUUCUUCAAGCUCUGUCAAAUUGGUUGUUGAUAAUUGCUAGACAACCAUUUUCAGGUCUUGACAUAGAUUUUCAAGUAGAUUUAAGUCAACUGUCACUUGGCUACUCAGAAACAUUCACUUUCUUCUUGGUAAACAAUUCCAGUGUAGAUUUGGUGUUGUUUCAGGUUAUUGUCCGGCUGUCCUUGUUCCGUUCAUCUUUCCCUCAAGCCUGACCAGUCUUCCAGUUCCUGCCCCUGAAAAACAUCCCCACAGCAUGAUGCUGCCACCACCAUUCUUGACUGUAGGGAUGGUGGCAGGUUUCCUCCAGGCGUAACAAUUGGCACUUAGGCAAAAGUGUUCAAUCAUGGUUUCAUCAGACCAGAGAAUCUUGUUUCUCAUGGUCAGAGAGACAUUUAGGUGCCUUUUGGCAAACUCUAAGCGGGCUGUCAUCUGCCUUUUUCCAGAGGAGUGGUUUCCGU
Molecule: messenger RNA, 3624 nt
Organism: Oncorhynchus gorbuscha (pink salmon)
Lineage: Eukaryota; Metazoa; Chordata; Actinopteri; Salmoniformes; Salmonidae
Product: circularly permutated Ras protein 1-like
Exons: 21
Coding region: 422-2584 (720 amino acids)
Biological process (GO): intracellular protein transport; endoplasmic reticulum to Golgi vesicle-mediated transport; COPII-coated vesicle cargo loading
Cellular component (GO): COPII vesicle coat; endoplasmic reticulum exit site
Molecular function (GO): SNARE binding; zinc ion binding
Source: RefSeq, a predicted model, not a curated record